Molecule: messenger RNA, 1203 nt
Organism: Rhopalosiphum maidis (corn leaf aphid)
Lineage: Eukaryota; Metazoa; Arthropoda; Insecta; Hemiptera; Aphididae
Product: zinc finger protein 555-like
Exons: 2
Coding region: 360-1172 (270 amino acids)
Biological process (GO): regulation of transcription by RNA polymerase II
Cellular component (GO): nucleus
Source: RefSeq, a predicted model, not a curated record
UUGUUUUUUUUUUUAGUCGUUACUCGUCUUAUUGUUUUAACUUUCAGCAUUUACACUGUUUACCGUUUAGUAUUUACAGUAAUACAGUGAUAAUACAGUGUUUAUAACUAUAAUCCAUUUCAUCUUAGUCCGUGGUUGCCGGUUGGAAUUAGUUUAUAUUUAGUAAUACUAAUUACAAAUUAGUAUAUUUUAAUAUUGUUGAAAACGAGUCGUAGUGUCUAUAGCCUCAUAUAUAAUGACUUAUAAAUGUAUUCAAUUUUAGUCCUUAAAAUAAAUUAUGUUUACUUCGGUGACUGGACUGGCUCUUUGGUUCAAAGAGAUGAUUUAACAUUCUCAACUGAUUAACAAUCAAUCGGAUCAUGGCCAAACAUCCAUGUCCAUAUGAAAAUUGCACUUCUACGUUUAGUCGUCCAUACCGUUUACGAAUUCAUAUUCAACGACACCAGGGCAUCAAAGAAUUCCAAUGCACUCAAUGUGAUCGCGGUUACCAUAGACGGCAGCACUUGCAGAGACACGUGAUCGAGGCUCAUCAAAAUCAUCCAAGAAUAGAACAACCGCUGUUUUGUGAUCAUUGUGAUCGACGGUUCAACACAGCAUGGGGCCUCCGCAGACAUCAGGUCAAAAUAAAAGAGCCAAAAGUACGCGAUAGGCAGCAUCGCUGUGAGACUUGUGGUCGACGGUUUUACAACAUUGAUGAUCUCAAACUCCAUUCUCUUAAACAUGAACGUUUCAAAUGUAACAUACCAUCAUGCGUACUCUCUGAACACAAAUUUAGUUGGUCGUUUUACCAACAACACAUGGCCACUUACCACUCCGAACCUUUUGUGUGUCAUCAUUGUAACGAACAGUUUUUAAUAAAGUCUCAAAUAAAGCAACAUGUUAAAAUACACAUGCCCAGUUUUACUUGUACUCAGUUGGGAUGUGGUAAAACAUUUGCUGAGUUUAGAUACAUGGACAAUCAUGUUCGAUUGAUUCACAGAGAGAGAACGUAUAAAUGCAGUGUAAUUGGAUGUGAUUGGGAAUUUAAGUCCAAAAGUUGUUUAAAAAAACAUAUUAUUAAAGUCCAUCAACAAAAUGGAAGAAUCAUUUCAAUGGCUAAUAGACAUAGAAAAAAAGAACCAACAUUUUUAAUGGCUAAUAAGUUGGCUGGGUUAGCUUUAAAAAUCAAUUAAAAUAUGUUAAAUUUGAUUUAUUUACAUGUAU